Cyprinodon variegatus (sheepshead minnow) is the source of this 2131-nucleotide messenger RNA. It is a transcript of the gene klc2, whose product is annotated as kinesin light chain 2-like. Gene Ontology annotation, cellular component: kinesin complex; cytoplasm; membrane-bounded organelle. Lineage: Eukaryota; Metazoa; Chordata; Actinopteri; Cyprinodontiformes; Cyprinodontidae. The record is from RefSeq and is a predicted model, not a curated record. Gene Ontology annotation, biological process: microtubule-based movement. Bases 15 to 1946 code for a protein of 643 amino acids. Gene Ontology annotation, molecular function: kinesin binding. The transcript is spliced from 12 exons.
CAUAAAACCAGGCGAUGUCCACCAUGGUGUAUCCGCGCGAUGAAGCCCUGGAGCGCCUGACCCAGGAUGAGAUCGUCCUCAACACUAAGGCCGUCAUGCAGGGCCUGGAGACGCUGCGUGGCGAACACACCCAGCUCCUCCACUCGCUCCUGGACUGUACCCAGCCUCCCAUCGCCCAGGAGAAGUCCGGCCUCCUCAGGAAGAAUCUGGAAGACAUCGAGCUGGGCCUGGGAGAGGCGCAGGUUAUCAUUGCUCUGUCCAACCAUCUCAGCGCCGUGGAGUCAGAGAAGCAGAAGCUGCGCGCCCAGGUGCGUCGGCUCUGCCAGGAGAACCAGUGGCUGCGGGACGAGCUGGCGGAAACGCAGCACAAGCUGCAGCGCAGCGAGCAGUGCGUCGCUCAGCUGGAGGAGGAGAAGAAGCACCUGGAGUUCAUGAAUCAGAUCAAGAAGAUUGACGACGACGUUUCUCUGUCGGAGGAGAAGGGCCAGAGCUCCGGAGGGAGUGGAGGGAAAGGAGCAGCAGCAGGAGGAGGAGGAGGAGACUCUUCAAAGGACAGCCUGGAUGACCUGUUCCCCAACGAUGACGACCAAGGAACAGCCCAGCCCAGUGGGGAGGCAGCAGCCCAGCAGGGGGGCUACGAGGUCCCCAAUCGUCUCAGGACGCUGCACAACCUGGUGAUCCAGUACGCCUCCCAGGGCCGGUACGAAGUGGCCGUGCCUCUCUGCAAGCAGGCCUUGGAGGAUCUGGAGAAGUCGUCCGGACACGACCACCCCGACGUGGCCACCAUGCUCAACAUCCUGGCCUUGGUGUACAGGGACCAAAACAAAUAUAAAGAAGCAACUCACCUUCUGAAUGACGCCCUAGCUAUCAGAGAGAAAACCCUGGGCAAGGACCACCCAGCUGUGGCUGCAACCCUCAACAACCUGGCUGUGCUGUUCGGCAAGAGGGGCAAAUACAAAGAGGCCGAGCCCCUCUGCAAGAGGGCCCUGGGGAUCAGGGAGAAGGUGCUGGGCAGAUCUCAUCCGGAUGUAGCCAAGCAGCUGAACAACCUGGCCCUGCUGUGCCUGAACCAGGCCAAGUACGACGAGGUGGAGUACUACUACAAACGGGCCCUGGAGAUCUUUGAGUCCAAACUGGGAGCCGAUGACCCCAGUGUAGCCAGGACCAAAAAUAACCUGGCCACAUGCUACCUGAAGCAGGGCAAGUUUAAAGAUGCAGAGGCUCUGUACAAAGAGAUCCUGACCAGAGCUCAUGAGAAGGAGUUUGGAUCUGUCAACAAUGAUAACAAGCCCAUCUGGAUGCAUGCAGAGGAGAGGGAAGAGAGCAAGAGUAAACAGAAGGACUCUGGGCCGUAUGUGGAAUAUGGCAGCUGGUACAAGGCCUGCAAGGUGGACAGUCCCACUGUGAACACGACCCUGAAAAGCUUGGGAGCGUUGUACCGUCGCCAGGGGAAGCUGGAGGCAGCAGAGACGCUUGAGGAGUGUGCCAGCAAGUCACGCAAACAGGGAAUUGAUGCCAUAAAUCAGAGUAAGGUGGUGGAGCUGCUGAAGGACGGACCAGGGGGAGGGGCCAACAGGCGGCAUAGCAGAGACGGACCAGGGGGACGAGGAGACGGCGAGGGCGACGACGCUGCCGAGUGGAACGGGGAAGGAAACGGGUCUCUGCGUCGCAGCGGCUCCUUUGGAAAGAUCCGUGAUGCUCUGAGGAGGAGCAGUGAGAUGCUGGUGAAGAAGCUGCAGGGCAGCGGACCUCAGGAACCCCGAAACCCAGGAAUGAAAAGAGCGAGCUCCCUGAACUUCCUGAACAAGAGCAACGAGGAAACCACACAGGUAAAGAUGUUUUUUUUGCCAGGGUUCCUACAGUCUGGGCAGGGCUACCGUAUUUUCUGUACUAUAAGGCGCACUACAUUAAUGUUAAAUUCUCUAUUUCCAUAUUUUACUGCUUAGACUUGAGUUUGAAGUCUGUGCAGUAAGCGCCGCCAUUUGCCAGGUGCCAUUGUGGCGUCCUAAAACGCACUGUAAUAAUCUGGUGAAGAACGAAGCUGCAGUGUUUUGUCUUUGUAGUUGACCAAAGUCAGACUAAAACAUUUUGACAGAAAGGCGUGUACCACACCAAAUCGCUUUGAGGUCAG